This is a messenger RNA of Podospora pseudocomata, 483 nucleotides long. RefSeq lists its product as uncharacterized. The record is from RefSeq and is a predicted model, not a curated record. Lineage: Eukaryota; Fungi; Ascomycota; Sordariomycetes; Sordariales; Podosporaceae. Bases 1 to 483 code for a protein of 160 amino acids. The transcript has 2 exons.
AUGCAGCUCGCUUUCCUUGUGGCUCUCAUCUGCGGGAUUACCCUCGCGGUCGAGGACUGCACAACAACAUCACAAUCCACUUCCUACUGGAGCAUCAAUGACCUUGUCCUGAAGGUCUACGACUGGGCCAACGGCGGUUCCAUGGGCACGUUUGGGUUCACAUCAUAUUCCUCAGCGACGAACAAAACAGUGGAGUGUCUGGCACAGGAUGUUGAUCUUGCCAGAUUAGCGGGAAAUGAGCCGUGGUCGAAGUGCAGCGAUCCUGGGGUUGAGUUUCGAUUUGAUUUUGAGGAUAUGAGUUUGAGUUUGAGGGAAACGUGGACGUGUUCGGGGUCGCCGGGAACAACAUUCAAUGCCAAUGCGACAGGACUCAUGAUGUUGCAUGGCUGUCUGGACAGUGACACAGAAAAGGGUGUCGAGUCGGAUUGCCAUGUGAUGGAGUUUGACAUGGCGGGCGAAGUGACCUCUUCGGCGGUGUUAUAG